Molecule: messenger RNA, 1182 nt
Organism: Exophiala aquamarina CBS 119918
Lineage: Eukaryota; Fungi; Ascomycota; Eurotiomycetes; Chaetothyriales; Herpotrichiellaceae
Exons: 2
Coding region: 1-1182 (393 amino acids)
Source: RefSeq, a predicted model, not a curated record
AUGGCUUCUGAGACGUCAUGUUCUUUACCUGGUCAGACAGCUCCUGAAAAGAAAACACCAAUUGGUCCUAUUGUUGGGGGAGUUAUUGGCGGUCUUGCCGUUUUGGCUGUUAUAUCUUAUCUGGUUUGGCGGUUUUGUCUGAGGAAGAAGCCUCGUGUCAACACUUGGGAUCCACCGGAGAAACGAGAUCAAUCAACUUUGAGUCGUUCGGCCCGUCAAUCCACCCGGUCUGCACAUUCAAUCGCAUCUACCGUCUUCACGCGCGCCUCGAACGUGAUUCAAAUUGCCUACAUUCCAGGCGUCACCGUCAGAUCGCCCCCCGAGUCUCCUGGUCUUGUUCCACCCGUUCCUUCUCUUCCUGGAACCAGGUCUAAUGCGUCAACGCCGCAUAUGGAGCAACACUUUUUCAUGCCUGGAGACUUGAGAGACUCUACCUGGUCAGACACAUCAUUUGAUCCACGCAUCAGUAUCGCACCAAGUCUUGCUCGCGACAGUGUCGCCGGUACCAUCUACCAGAGCGAUGCCAUUGUACCUCCCAUCCCCGCUCAACAUGCAUUCCGAGCCCAAGCAAACGUGGUCAGUGUCAAAUCCGGCCCAACUACACCUUCCAGUGGUGCAACACCAAAUAUGCGAACACCCCAAAUCCCGCAAGUGCCCAAUCUAGGAAGCAGCAACAGCUCCAUCGUUGCCAAAAAUGCCGUUGCUCGACCCAUUGAAAUCAAGAAGGUCAGCUCAGGAACCCGGGUGCCUACUCUGGGAAAUCUUGCCAAACAGGCAUCACAAAAGUCUGGUACCCCGGACAGUUCUGAGAAGAAGACACCGGUUUUCUGGGAAGAAAAAGAAGUUGUGGUCAGUUCCGCUGCGACUACCCCCAACUCGGCUUUGGACUCUACUCCUGUCUCUCCUAUCACAAUUCCUCGACCGGCAUUUGCCGGCCAUACAGCGCGAUCCUCAGGUGUUAGCUCUAUAUCUCCAUUCCAAACUUCUACAACAGGAGGAACAACACACCGACAUACGAACAGCAAUAGCGCCACACUCAACGCUAUGAUCGAGGAUGCCAUUAACCGCGCCAGAGACCCCCAGCAUAUGGGAGCUCCUACACCUGCCGCACGACCUAACCUGAUCAAACAUGACUCUAGUCCGUUCUCAGACGCAAAUGAGGUUAAGGAAAAUAUACCUUGA